ACAGUAACCGCCCAGUUGUUAUUCAUACUCGACUUUACUCCGUAACACCUACAGUUAAUGCCAAUACCAUGUUGUUGCCUCGACGAUAAUUUCACGACACUUCACUUCGGCCUCACGAUAUGAUCAGUUCCACCGCGCCGCAUUGUUUUGACUACUGACACCACGCAUUGUUCAUGCCACUACCACCGUGUUUCUUCCCUAGAAGGACUCUCUAAACCGUGCCGAGCGCUCUCAUCCUCUGCAGCGAUUCUUAAUACCGUCUCUAUGCAAUCAUGGCUCCUACAGCAGUACACGUCGCUGGUCAGCUGCGCCAGUUAAUCUAUUAUCAUCUCGACAACAAUCUUCUCAAAAACGCCCUCUUCCUGGCUGCUCGACUGGUAGCUUUCGAACCUCGAUCUCCCGAAGCCGCAUACUUGUUGUCAUACUGCCAAUACCAGUCUGGCUUUUCCAAGGCAGCCUGGGACUCAAGCCGAUCUGCAGGAUUGAGAGGUUUACAUCUGGGUUGUAGCUACGUCUUUGCACAAGCCUCUCUCGAGUUGGGCCGUUUUGUGGACGGGCUGACAGCGUUAGAGAAGAGCAAACACUUGUGGCAGAACCGGAACGCUUGGGGUCAACAUAAUGAAUCGCGAAGGCAACAUCUACCCGACGCGGCGGCCGUCUUGUGUCUCAAGGGAAAACUGUGGAAGGCUCAGAAAAACCUCGAUCAAGCGGUCGAGUGUUGGGCCGCAGCGCUGAAGCUGAAUCCUUUUAUGUGGGAUGCAUUUACAGGUCUGGCCGACUCUGGCGCAAAAGUCAGUGCCCCGAACAUUUACAAAAUGUCCGCCGAAGUCAUAAAUGCCACACAUCUCGCACAACAACAAACAGCAAAGAUUGAAACGGCUACCGAAAAGAACUCGUCAUCGAAUCAUGUCAAUCAGGACCGAAGCCAGCUUCCUCCGGACCCAUUCGUCUCCUCCCAAAGACCGAAUGGAAACAACUCUGUUCUUUGGGAGAAACUCAAUGGUAGUAAGAUCAGCGUCAACACUGCCAGUACAAUCUUAGACGAAGAGAGUUUGAACACGCCGUCGGCGGAUACAGAGACAGAUGAUGGCGUGUUACACGGAGGCCCCAUCGGUCAUUUGCACGAACCGCCUGCUGCACCUGUUCGAAAAGUGAAGAGCGCUGCUGAAGCGAUCGUAGAUCCUCCUCCUAGGUGGAAGACAGGAUCUGCGAGAAUGAGAGCCAAAGCGAAGCCCACAGACGAUCCGACUGUAUUACAGGAUCCUCCUCCUCCACCGGCUGCACCAUCUAAGAGAACAAUUUCAGGUCAGCCAGCGCCCACAAAUCAUGCCUCUGCAACCGCCGAAGGCACGAGAAGGAGUAAUCGAUUACUCAACACCACGAGGCCACCUACUGCGAGCAGCACGACAGGAAGCAAGAUAUCUUCAUUAGCAAACACCCUGGGUUUACGCGAAGGCCGAGACAUCAAAAAGGCCAAGGCUCCAGCCGUAAGAGCCCGAACCGCAAAUUCGUCGACCGUUGGCAGAGUAGUGAGCGGCAACCGGACGAGGACAGGGUCAGCAGAUGCAAUGGAGGUGGACAGCAGAGAGCAAAAGUCGACGAAUGUGCCUCCAGUCCCUCCCUUACCCAACGCCAAAGUUCGGGCAGAAUCACUUGUGGCCAAAGAGCUCGAAGCAAUCCAAUCACUACUCGAUUUGUUUGGCAGACUUGCAUCGGCCCAACUGUAUUUGUCCAACUACGAGUCCCAAACAGCCAUUCAAAUAUACAAUUCUCUGCCUUCGGCGCAACGAGAAACGCCCUACGUCCUUGCCCAAAUCGGCAAGGCAUAUUACGAACAAGCACAAUAUGUCGAGGCUGAAAAGUUUUUCAUGCGGCUGAGGCAAAUUGCACCGACCCGCCUGGAAGACAUGGAGAUAUAUUCCACGAUCCUCUGGCAUUUGAAGAAUGAGAUCGAACUCGCCAAUCUCGCCCACGAGCUCGUCGAGUUGGAACGACUGUCCCCGCAGGCAUGGUGUGCCAUUGGCAAUUCGUUUUCUCUCCAGCGCGAACACGAACAGGCGCUGAAAUGCUUCAAACGGUCGACGCAACUUGACCCCAACUUCGCGUAUGGCUUCACCCUCCAGGGCCACGAAUACAUCUCCAACGAGGAAUAUGAAAAAGCGCUCGAAGCGUACCGCGCAGCCAUCGCCGCCGACCCGAGACACUACAACGCCUGGUACGGGCUCGGGAAGGUGUACGAAAAGAUGGGCAAGUGGAACAUUGCCGAACAACAUUAUCGGACCGCGGCCAAGAUCAACCCGACCAACGCGGUGCUGAUAUGUUGCAUCGGUCUCGUCCUCGAGAGACUCAAGCAACCGGAGAAGGCGUUGCAGAUGUACACCCGCGCGUGCACACUCGCGCCGAGCAGUGCGUUGGGUCGGUUCAAGAAGGCGAGAUGCCUGAUGAGUUUGGGACGUCCACGGGACGCUUUGGCGGAGUUGUUGAUCCUGAGGGACGUCGCGCCCGACGAGGCCAACGUUUGGUUCUUGAUGGGAAGGUUGUACAAAACGUUGAGGGAAAAGGCCAACGCCGUCAGAGCCUUCACCAUGGCUCUGAACUUGGACCCCAAGGCCGCUCAAUUCAUCAAAGAUGCCAUGGAGAGUUUGGACGACGAAGACGAAGACGGCUACGACGAGGAUGAAGAUAUGGAUUAGUACCUACAGAGUCAACAAACUGGAGAGAGUCCAAAGACGUGUCUUCCUUUUUUUUCUUUAUAUCGCAUCGCAUCGGACGUUGGCACCGAGAGGCAUGACUUGUUCAAAUAGUAGCGCUGCAUUGGGGAGCGGCAUCGACAUGGGUUGUUGCGAAUCGAGAGAGACCCAAAAAAGAAGAACAAAGCAUUCAUCCAGCGUGUGUACACCAGUAGUAGAGAUUAUAUUUUACGAUCACCUACCACCAACACGGAGUACCUUCUCUAGGCGGCGAGACUCGUUCCCGGUUACAUUCGUACACCGGAGAGGGCUCGACGAGAGGAUUCUAGAUGCAAC
This is a messenger RNA of Exophiala oligosperma, 3026 nucleotides long. RefSeq lists its product as uncharacterized. Gene Ontology annotation, biological process: cell division. Lineage: Eukaryota; Fungi; Ascomycota; Eurotiomycetes; Chaetothyriales; Herpotrichiellaceae. Bases 273 to 2693 code for a protein of 806 amino acids. The transcript is spliced from 2 exons. Gene Ontology annotation, molecular function: protein binding. The record is from RefSeq and is a predicted model, not a curated record.